This is a messenger RNA of Mangifera indica (mango), 1125 nucleotides long. Its product is annotated as probable WRKY transcription factor 70. The record is from RefSeq and is a predicted model, not a curated record. NCBI's taxonomy places the organism in Eukaryota, Viridiplantae, Streptophyta, Magnoliopsida, Sapindales, Anacardiaceae. The transcript has 3 exons. The coding region runs from base 78 to 803 and encodes 241 amino acids. Gene Ontology annotation, molecular function: sequence-specific DNA binding; DNA-binding transcription factor activity. Gene Ontology annotation, biological process: regulation of DNA-templated transcription.
UUUCCCAUUCCCCAGAUAUAAUAAAGGCGGCCCUAUUUUCUUCUCCUUCUACUUGCAUCCAAGCGCGCCCCAAGACAAUGGAGUCUUGCUCUUGGCCCGACCAUCUUCCUUCAGAUCGACGACGAGCCAUUGCUGAGCUCGUUAAAGGCCGAGAUUUCGCCCUUCAGCUUCGCGAUCUCGUUCAUAGCAACAACAAUAAUGUCUCAGUCUCACUUCAACAGCGCAUCAAUCAGGAUCUUGUGCUCAACAUACUCAAUUCCUUCACCAACACUCUCUCCAUUUUGAAGAGAAGUAAUGGUGAGUCCGAUGAAGUUUCUCAAGUUCCAACCCCUACCCACUUCACCCGGGACGCUGAUGUUCCUCUUAAGUCUGAGGAUUCAGAGGGAAGUAGUAAAACUACUUCAACAAUCAAAGAUCGGAGAGGAUGCUACAAGCGAAGAAGGUACUCUGAUUCAUUUACCAAAGAGACCCCUACCCUGGUAGACGACGGCCAUGCAUGGAGAAAAUAUGGACAGAAAGUGAUUCUCAAUGCAAAAUACCCAAGGAAUUAUUUCAGGUGUACUCACAAGCUUGACCAAGGUUGCCAGGCAACAAAGCAAGUUCAACAAACUGAAGACAAUCCUCCAUUGUAUCGUUCAACAUAUUACGGUCAUCACACAUGCAAGAACUUGCUAAAAGCUUCUGUGCAGCUUCUGUGUGAUUCAUCUUCAAAGGAUCAAUCUUCCAUGAUCAGCUUUGGCAACAAUACCCACUUCACAGAUAAACACAACACCCAUUUUUCUCUUCCUUUUCAUCAUCAAUAAAGCAGGAGUAUAUCAGCCACAACAGCAACCCCUCUUCAUCGUCCGAUCAUCAUUAUGAUCUGUUGCAUCAUCAGGAUGACCAACUCACAACAUUGCUGUCUUCUGAUCAUGGGGAUGUGAUUUCUGGGGGCAAUUCUUCAUCCUCAAGUUUGGACAUGGAGGUCAUGGUGGAUGAAUCUGUUAACUUUGAUGAUGAUAUUUUGGAAUUUGUCUUUUGAUGGAAAUAUGUUCAUGUAUCAAUAAUACUAAGACUCUCCUUGUUAAUUAAUUUCUACUGUAACUGCCUUUCAAUGUAUAAUAUAUGAAAUAUUUAACUUCUCCA